This is a messenger RNA of Talpa occidentalis (Iberian mole), 1020 nucleotides long. RefSeq names its product patr class I histocompatibility antigen, A-2 alpha chain-like. The record is from RefSeq and is a predicted model, not a curated record. Gene Ontology annotation, biological process: positive regulation of T cell mediated cytotoxicity; antigen processing and presentation of endogenous peptide antigen via MHC class Ib; immune response. NCBI's taxonomy places the organism in Eukaryota, Metazoa, Chordata, Mammalia, Eulipotyphla, Talpidae. The transcript is spliced from 5 exons. The coding region runs from base 1 to 1020 and encodes 339 amino acids. Gene Ontology annotation, cellular component: external side of plasma membrane. Gene Ontology annotation, molecular function: signaling receptor binding; peptide antigen binding.
AUGUCGGGGGCCCUGGUCCUGACCGAGACCUGGGCAGGCUCCCACUCAGUAAUGUACUUGCACACCUUGGUAUCCCGGCCCGGCCCCGGGGAGCCCCGCUUCAUCUGCGUGGCCUACGUGGACGACACGCAGUUCCUGCGGUUCGACAACAACGACCCGAGUCUGAAAAUGGAGGCAACAGUGCCGUGGAUGCAGCUAGAGAGGUCGGAGUAUUGGGAGAGCCAAAAGCGCAUUGUCGAGAGCCACCUAGACAUUGCCAGACUCCAACUGACCAGCUUGCGGAUGUACUACAACCAGAGCGGAACAGGGUCUCACACCUUGCAGGUGAGGAAUGGCUGUGAAGUGGGCCUGAAUGGUAGCCUAAGCCAGCUCAAUGAAUUUGCCUACGACGGCGUUGAUUCCUGCACCCUGAUGGAGACGCUGCGCGCCAGGACCCCAGCGGGCAUGGAGGCGCAGACCUGGGAGGUUGAGUGGGAGGAGGUCCUCGCCUCUGAAUUCAACACUCAGCACCUGGAACGCGAGUGUGGGCAGUGGCUCCAAGAACACCUGAAGAAAGGGAACCGGACACUGCGUGCAAGAUGGUCACAUGAGGCUGCUUCAGUGGCUUGUGAAAGUAACCCAAAGUAUAAAUUUUCAGAACUCCCGAAGACACUCGUGACCCCACCCACCACCUCUGAGCAUGAAGUCAUCCUGAGGUGCUGGGCCCUGGGCUUCUACCCUGCGGACAUCACCCUGACCUGGCAGCGAGAUGGGGAGGACCUGACCCAGGACAUGGAGCUGGUAGAGACCAGGCCUGGGGGGGAUGGAACCUUCCAGAAGUGGGCAGCUGUGGCUUUGCCUUCUGGAGAGGAGCAGAGAUACACGUGCCAUGUGCAGCAUGAGGGGCUGCUGGAGCCCCAAGUCCUGAGAUGGGAGCCACCUCCUCAGUCUUCCAUCCCCACCGUGGGCAACAUUGCAAAAGUCCUGGUUCCCUUGGGGCAGUCCUGGUUCUCCUUGGAGCUGUGCUCACUGAAGCUGUGA